UUGACGUCUGUCAAAAAUCAAAACGCUGUCAUUUGGUUGUCAAAAUAUAAGCGGUGUUAUUUUUACAUUUCCAUUAUUUUACUAAUUAAAAUGAGUGCGAAAGAAUCAAUGGAAAUGGAAGUCGAUAAUCCGACUUCCACUGAUGUUGCUAAUAAUCCCGCAGAAGUUACGGAAAAAGGUGUGAUGGCAGCUGGGGCUGUCGGUUCAGUGACUUGUUCCUUGCACCCUUUGGUAAUAAUGAAUGUUUCCGAACACUGGACACGUGAAAAGGCUCAAGAAGGCUCAGUCCAGCGAGUGAUUGGGGCCUUGAUUGGUAAGCAAAAGGGGCGCAACAUUGAAAUAAUGAACUCAUUUGAACUGGUAUUUAGUGUGAUUGGGGAUGAUGUUAUUAUUGACAGGGAUUAUUACAACAUGAAGGAAGAACAGUUCAAACAGGUUUUCAGUGACAUGGAUUUUAUUGGGUGGUAUACUACUGGUGACAUCCCCAAUACUACUGAUAUUAAAAUUCACAAGCAAAUUUGCGACAUUAAUGAAUCUCCAAUUUUGCUCAAAUUAAAUCCUUAUGACAAAAAUAUUGAUCACUUGCCUGUUGCUCUUUACGAGUCUGUAAUUGAUUUAAUUGGAGGUGAAGCAACAAUGUUAUUUGUUAAUUUAUCUUAUACUUUGGCUACUGAAGAAGCUGAAAGAAUUGGAGUGGAUCAUGUAGCUAGAAUGUCAUCAACAGAUUCAGGAGAAAGCUCUCUAGUUGCAGAACAUUUAACUGCACAACACAGUGCUAUCAAAAUGCUGCAUUCUAGAGUUAGAUUAGUAUUAGAGUACAUGAAAGCUGUUCAGAGUGGCCAAUUGCCAACAAAUCAUGAAAUUUUAAGAGAAGCUUAUUCCUUGUGUCACAGAUUACCUGUUAUACAAAGUGCAAGAUUUAGACAAGACUUUUAUAACCAAUGCAACGACGUGGGUCUUAUGACGUACUUAGGGACUUUAACAAAAGGCUGUAAUGAUCUUAACCAGUUCGUAAAUAAGUUCAAUAUUUUGUAUGAUAGGCAAGGGUUGGGCAGGAGGAUGAGAGGAAUUUUCUUUUAAUUCAUAAAAAACGAUUUAUUUAUAACCCUCAGCUCUGUAUUAAAGUUUCUAUUAAACAAUCCUUCAAUAUUACAAA
Tribolium madens (black flour beetle) is the source of this 1156-nucleotide messenger RNA. It is a transcript of the gene CSN6, whose product is annotated as COP9 signalosome complex subunit 6. The record is from RefSeq and is a predicted model, not a curated record. Gene Ontology annotation, cellular component: COP9 signalosome. The transcript has 5 exons. Gene Ontology annotation, biological process: protein deneddylation. Lineage: Eukaryota; Metazoa; Arthropoda; Insecta; Coleoptera; Tenebrionidae. Gene Ontology annotation, molecular function: protein binding; metallopeptidase activity. Bases 91 to 1080 code for a protein of 329 amino acids.